AGGUUCCAAUACUGAGGGCGGCGCGCGCAGUGCUCUAGUGUUGUGGUCGUGGGACGUAGUAGACGUAGCCCCUGUGCUCAAAUACUGUAGUGCGUCCUUCAUUAAGGAUAUAAAUCUGUUACGCAUUUUGCAACUUGCAUUAUAGUUGUGUACUGGUUGUUGAUUGUUUUUGUAAUAUAUCUAGGUAUGUCUGCUUCACCAGUUGCUCGCCAGGCCGUGGCUCAGGCUAAGCCUCAAACCAUCCCGCGGAGAGUGACCAUUAACUCACCGGCGGAGUUACCCAACGAUUAUAGUACCACACCAGGGGGAACACUCUUCUCUACCACCCCGGGAGGUACAAGGAUCAUCUAUGAACGAAACUUCCUGUUGCAAAUGCGAAACUCUCCUCUGGCCAAAACUCCCCCAAAGAACUUACCAGUGAUACCAGGAGUAACUGCCAAGGACAAUGCUGUUGUGCAUAGGGAGAAUGGAACUAUCGCAGAGGAGCCAGAGAAGACGGAACCUACUGAAGGUGACCAGUUUGAAAUGGACCUUUAAACUCAAGUCUUCCCUGGCCCCAGCAUCACCAGGUCUCCGCCCAUCCCAGUGUUUGUGCACAAGUCGAGUUCAUCAGUUAAGAGGAAGCUGCUAUACAAAUCCUUGGGUCUUAGUCCAAGUUUUGCUCAUGCCUGAAUUGCUUUGGUGGCAAUCUAAGUUUUCAGUUGCUACAUAUUCCUGGGUGGUCAACCAAUAAGUGAGAUUUUGACCUGCACCUUCCUUGGCUUUCCAUGGUGAUGAUGAGGUCAGGUUCUCAUAAGUGGUUACAAGGCUAACCAGCAGCACUCGACUAUUUAUUGUAUAAAAUGAGCCAAGUUUUACUUGCUCAGUUAUCGCUCAAUAGCAAAACAGCAAGCACAAGAGGUGUUAGCCCAAUGAAUAUAUAUAUAUAUAUAUAUAUAUAUAUAUAUAUAUAUAUAUAUAUAUAUAUAUAUAUAUAUAUAUAUAUAUAUAUAUAUAUAUAUAUAUUAUUAUAUAUAUAUAUAUAUAUAUAUAUUUUUUUUUUUUUUUUAGUAUGGAAAGGGAGGAUCUACUUUGCUGGAUCAAGUGGCCAAGCCAGUGUAGUUUGAAGGGAGUGGGAGUGCAGUUCUGUACAAAUGGAGUUGCAAAUACAGCAUCUCACAUGAUAGUGUACAGUACAGUCUUCUUUUUCUCUUUCUCUCUCCAUAAUGCCAUCAGGGACUGAAGUGCAAGUGAAAUUGUGAGAGUAAUUUUUAUACAGUGUAUCUCAAGACAACUGGUUUUGCUUAGUGCCAAGAAUCAUUGCCUGUAUUCAGUGAAAUGUGUGUGUAUGCUUUCUGUAUCCCAAAAUGUUUUUUUUUUUUCAA
This is a messenger RNA of Homarus americanus (American lobster), 1364 nucleotides long. RefSeq names its product eukaryotic translation initiation factor 4E-binding protein 1-like (gene Thor). Gene Ontology annotation, molecular function: eukaryotic initiation factor 4E binding. Lineage: Eukaryota; Metazoa; Arthropoda; Malacostraca; Decapoda; Nephropidae. The coding region runs from base 187 to 537 and encodes 116 amino acids. Gene Ontology annotation, cellular component: cytoplasm. The transcript is spliced from 3 exons. The record is from RefSeq and is a predicted model, not a curated record. Gene Ontology annotation, biological process: negative regulation of translational initiation.